Opisthorchis viverrini is the source of this 4950-nucleotide messenger RNA. RefSeq lists its product as hypothetical. The coding region runs from base 1 to 4950 and encodes 1649 amino acids. Gene Ontology annotation, biological process: regulation of transcription by RNA polymerase II. The record is from RefSeq and is a predicted model, not a curated record. Gene Ontology annotation, cellular component: nucleus. Lineage: Eukaryota; Metazoa; Platyhelminthes; Trematoda; Opisthorchiida; Opisthorchiidae. Gene Ontology annotation, molecular function: DNA-binding transcription activator activity, RNA polymerase II-specific; RNA polymerase II cis-regulatory region sequence-specific DNA binding. The transcript has 11 exons.
AUGAAAGGAAAAGAAGUAACUAUACCCGCCGAAUACACGCAAUCGCAUCUACUCUCGAAUGACCUAUUUUCUGCACUGCAAAAGUACAACGGGACGAUCGGUUGGGACGCAACUGAUAGCGGUAAUGUUGGACAAAAUCAACCCAGCAAAGGAACGCGAAUAUGUAGCGAUGACCUUUUCUCGCCCACUUUUGCGGCCAUUGUACGACAAUCCUUCCAACAAGGUGACAGUCUGAGUCUGACGGAAGAUUAUAGUCAGGGUGCAGGGAGGCACUCGACAUCCACACCUUUGACCACGCGUGAUAGUAGUGAUCUUCCUACAACAGGAACCAUGCCAACCAUAAGUCCUACUAACUGUGACAGCCUGGAUCGGAUCCGGGAUGGCCUAUUUGGCUCAGCGCCUAAACUGGAUAUCUCCGUUGAUCCAGCGAAUACAAUCGUUGACACGAUUGUAUCUACUCCUGUUUCUGGCUCUGCAGCUUUUAACCCACAAACCUAUUUGUCGACGCAAACUUGCAGAAGUUCGGAAAUGGAGGAGCAGUACGCAGGCGGAUCGCAUUCGGACAGUGAGUUAAACCUGAGCUCUGAUUCAGCGCGUCGACGAAACCGGGAAGAUAUCAAAAUACAACCGUAUGCCUUACGCGGAUCUGUGGAGGUUUUCCGAUGUCCACUAUGCGAAAAGGAUGAGAUCUUCAGUCGUGGUCAGCUGACACAUCACUUACAAGAACAUCAGAGCCAUUUCAAACGUGACGAUUACAAACACGUGUGUUGCUUCUGCUUCAGUGAGCUGAGCUCUAACAGUUCCUUAGAACGACAUUUGCUGACCCAUACAAAUCAUAGGCCGUUCAACUGCUUUUACUGUGACAAGGCCUUCACCACAAACGGUAACCUCAGUCGACACGUACGCACGUCACACCAAGUAAAACUGGACUCUUCGGCUACCGAAAUUGCAACUGAAAUAUCUGGCUCCGCUGCUCCUUGGAACCCGAUUUCGAACGUGAUUUCUAGUGCAACUGAUCUAUCUCUAAAACCUGAAGUUAGUACUCAACAGCCCUUCUGCCCCAAAUCAACGGAAACACCGUCUUCAGUUUGCCCUUCAUUCAGAACAAUAGAUCCACAUAAUAAUGGCGCCAUACCGGAUACGUCGAACCUCACUUCAGCAGAAUUAGUUGCAAAUUUUCCCGUGAUCCCGUCGAGUUUUUCGGUCGUAAGCCAGCUUCCGUUCCUCAACCCCUUCAUGGCCCAGGAACUCAACGUGCCCUGUCCUGCGACACCCAAUAUGUUGAACGUGGUGAAUUCCACCAAUAUUCUGUGUCAAAAGCAAGAAAUUCGCACCCAGUUCAUCGCUGUCAGUACAAAAGACAACGCCAUCAAUCUCGAUAGACCGAACUAUAGUAUAGCAGGGCAUGAGUACAUACAGCCCGCGAAGAUCUUCCAGUGGCUUAUGGAACAACGCAUGCAGAAGUACAAUGAAGUUAAAGACGUUGGCGAUGCACGGAAACUGUCCAUAACAGGGUCUCCAAAGUUGUUUUUAGAAGACGAAACGCAAAAGACUUAUCUACACACGAAUGCAGGAAGCAGAAACUUCCACACGGUAAACCUACCAGUGUCGGAGCCACUCUCAACUGAUGUUCUGUUUACACAGGAUGACAACUUAAGAGGACGCCGGAAUUUAGCGAUGAUUAAUCGAACGGAGGACAGUCACCGCCGAAAUCUAAACAAUCGUAAAGAAAAUACUGUCGAACAGAUGGCGGUCUCAGUGCUGCAAAUUCUGGGUUUCGCUUUCCUGAUGAUUGUUGUUGCAAAUUGUUCAACAAAACUUGCUUCAGCAGAACCACAGCCGGGACUGCGAGUCAUGAACGGUGCAAACAUAAUCAGUUACAGGAAACGGAAACCCGAUAUGUCCGCUUUCUGGGAGGGAGUGCCUGAUUUGGGCAGGACUGUUCUGUCUACUUAUUGUUCGGGGCUAGGUGGCUCAAGUGGUAAGAGCGCGACUGGAAGGUCGGUGGUUCGAAACCGGCCUCUGCCUCUCGACUACCUACCUCUAGGCUUGGCGACCUGGCAGUAUCUCAGCCCUCUGCCCUUUCCCUGUAUAGCUACCAUGACACUCGAGGAAAUCACGAGGACUGAGUCAUUACCAGGUUGCCUAAGCCUAGACAGGAGCAUUCCAGAUGCUGGGGGUGGGUUCGAACCACGAACCUUCCGGCGAUGCCCCAACUCCUUUGAAAACUUGCCCAAAGGUGAGGAUGUGAACGUUUGCAAAAUGGUUCGGGAUACAUUUGAAUCAGAUAGUCGACUUCUGGUUUUCACUUCUGGUUUACGAGCUGUUCCGACACCCCAACUAGUGGCGCAACAAAGCACGGAAUCAUGUUUUAUCGAGAAUGAUAUUCCAGAGGUCCUUGACCUGUCCAUCCGACGUGUAUCCAGAGCUGAAGAAGGUGCAACUUCAGGAUCAAUUGCUUGUCAUCAGUUGCUACCAACGGGUAUUCAGCGAGUUGAGGAUUCCAUUCUGAUUAUGAAUGCCGUGUGUAACCAACUGAGUCCAACUCCUCAGCCGUAUACUACUCAAGCUGUACCAGGCGCCUCAAGCUCAAAUAUUUUGGGUCAGAACCUACUAACACACUUGGAAGAUAUUCCUCUCGAUUUCAGCAGCGCUCACCAAGCAACUCCUCAGCGGAACUUACCGCUGUCUGCCAAAAUCUUCACAGAGCAAAUUAGCUUUCAAGCGGGACGAAUUCCGCUGAAAUCCCUUCCAGCUAUUGCGAGGGCAGCCAUCCCAUAUGUGCACAAGAAAAAUUCAUACAAAGAUGCGCCAAAACUCAUUACAUGCCCCAUUCCUGGCUGUACGCAAAAGUUUCCGUGGAACAGCUCAUUGAAGCGGCAUAUUUUGACACAUACCCUGCCCUUUCCCUGUAUAGCUACCAUGACACUCGAGGAAAUCACGAGGACUGAGUCAUUACCAGGUUGCCUAAGCCUAGACAGGAGCAUUCCAGAUGCUGGGGUUGGGUUCGAACCACGAACCUUCCGGCGAUGCCCCAACUCCUUUGAAAACUUGCCCAAAGGUGAGGAUGUGAACGUUUGCAAAAUGGUUCGGGAUACAUUUGAAUCAGAUAGUCGACUUCUGGUUUUCACUUCUGGUUUACGAGCUGUUCCGACACCCCAACUAGUGGCGCAACAAAGCACGGAAUCAUGUUUUAUCGAGAAUGAUAUUCCAGAGGUCCUUGACCUGUCCAUCCGACGUGUAUCCAGAGCUGAAGAAGGUGCAACUUCAGGAUCAAUUGCUUGUCAUCAGUUGCUACCAACGGGUAUUCAGCGAGUUGAGGAUUCCAUUCUGAUUAUGAAUGCCGUGUGUAACCAACUGAGUCCAACUCCUCAGCCGUAUACUACUCAAGCUGUACCAGGCGCCUCAAGCUCAAAUAUUUUGGGUCAGAACCUACUAACACACUUGGAAGAUAUUCCUCUCGAUUUCAGCAGCGCUCACCAAGCAACUCCUCAGCGGAACUUACCGCUGUCUGCCAAAAUCUUCACAGAGCAAAUUAGCUUUCAAGCGGGACGAAUUCCGCUGAAAUCCCUUCCAGCUAUUGCGAGGGCAGCCAUCCCAUAUGUGCACAAGAAAAAUUCAUACAAAGAUGCGCCAAAACUCAUUACAUGCCCCAUUCCUGGCUGUACGCAAAAGUUUCCGUGGAACAGUUCAUUGAAGCGGCAUAUUUUGACACAUACCCCACACAAACCGUUUGCAUGUACACGAUGUACCAAGUCAUUCUCCACCAAAUCCAAUCGCGAACGACAUAUGGAGCGUGUGCAUCAAGUCAGUUUGAAACGUCAGCGUCAACGAAUUCAGAGUCAUUUGGCGGGUGCGAGUAGCGAACACCGAUCAGACUCAAGUCUUUUCUGCUCUGACUCCAUUUGUGGGUCCUUGAACCAAGAUCGGGCAGAUGGGUCUCGAUCAAGUGGGAUGGAAGAGCUUCGGGAGGACGAAAUACUUUCGAUGAAUUCCAAUGAGAAACAAGCUGAAGAUAUAAGUAACACUUUGCUCAUACGCGCUGGAGACCCAAAGGUGGAACCCAACCCGGAGCGUCUAUACACUGCGGCGUUGGUGGCAGCGGCCGUAGCGUGUAGAUCUGGUACCAAUGGCUUACUCAGUACGGAUGAUGGGGACGCCAGUACAGAUUACUUACUUCCCGCAUCUGUAUUGAAAACUUCCCUGGGCCGUGCAAGUAAAAGGUAUCGGAAGCAGCAAACACCUACAACAGUGCACAGCCCCGAUAAUAAACCGGCUACUCCAUUGAGCCCAAUGGUAUCUACGAAACAGGAAUGCCAGUUUGAAGUGGUUGAACCUGCAAUGGAUCUUAGUCUCCGCAGCCCCUCAGCUCUAGCUGUCCAACCAAACGUCCAAUGCCCAGUCUGCCUGGUUCAAGUAGCACCUCGUCAAUUUCGACGCCACUUUCAACUACAUCAAUCGGAAAAUCCAUUGUUUCGUUGCCAUCUUUGCCAACGGUCAUUUCGUGAUCGUCUGGAGACACUGAUACAUUGGUCGUCCGCUCAUGCAAACGAGUGGAGUCGGUUUGUAAAUAACCUUGGUAUCAAAGGUGGAGGACCAGCGGAAGCCUUGACAUUUGCCUUCAACGCAAAUACCGAAUUGAUGGUUGACCAAGAAUUCAGUUCCGAUGCAUCCAAACUCACAUCACUAGGAGAAGGAGGUAUUGAUCUGCGUUAUGUCGCCUGCUGCGUGUGCCUUCAUCGCUUCGGAAGCCAGCAAGAUCUGCAGAGACAUAUGCGAUCCCAUACGGGCGAGAGACCAUAUGUGUGUCCUGAAUGUGGGAAAGAAUUCUCUCUGAAGCACAGCAUGCAUCGACACUAUCGUGUUCAUCUAAAACAGAACAAUCAAUCUCCAAUCCAGGAAGACAAGCUUUCUCCAAACAUUGUACAAACUCCUCCCGCAAGUUCCUGA